AAAAAGUUUAAUUAAUUUAGCCCAUUUUCAUUCUUCAUUAGCUGUCAGUAGUGUGUAUUAAACUCUCUGUAUUAAAAUGACAUUUGUAGAUAUCUUAUCUAGGAUUCAUAUCUAAAUUAAUAUCGCGAAUUCUUAAUCAAAAUUAAUAUCGCAUUAAAUCUUCUAAUUGCCUCAAGCAUAAUAUUAAUUUGUCGCUGUCAUCAUCUCGCGCGACGUUUUGCGAUGCUUAAAGAUACUGACGUACGUCAUUCGCACAAUACGGAACCUAACAACUGUUCGCGGGAAAUAAGUUAUCAUAGAAAACACUUGGUCACGGACGGAAGAAGAACAAACGACGAGUGUUGUAUGAUGUCGAUGCAAUUGACUGACAGGAUAGUGACAAAAAUAAGGAACGGUUAUUACGAUAACGAGCUGUCUCCCGCGGAUUUCUCCCGGAAUAAGCUAGAAAGGGAUGAAAUUCACAUCAGUAACGGCAUUAUUUAUUAAUGGACAUUGAUGGAUUAUUUAAUGACUCGACCGGUGAAAGGACCUCUACCCCUAUCAUUCGAGUGCAUGGAACUCCCAAAAAGACGAUAUAGUAUAUACGUAAUUAAUGCGAGCCUGCUGUUGAUCUGACGAAAUCGUGGCAAGUCGCGCAUCCAAGAGGGGAGCUGAUCCUCCUCGACGAAAAGUCAAGGCACGAAUCUUUCGUGCUCCCGUGUUUCCGUAUCUUUCGUGGCGUACACAGAAAUGGAAAGAGCGGGUUAUAGACAUGAUGCAGAGAAGAGACUCGAUCAGAUCAAUGAGACGCGAAGAGAAGGAAAGCUCGUUUCAUUCGUCGCGAAAUUCUGGUCAAAACGAUAUCAAGAAGCUGCGAAGGGAAAACGAGCAACUACGUAGGGAAAUCUGGAGCCUCAGGGAUGAAUACGACAAGCUCGAGGAAAUUUUGAAGAAACAAAAAAAUCGCGACGAAAGCGAAGAGUACGAGGAUCGCUCCGAGGAGGAUGACCCGCAAUCGGAUUUUUCCUGCGAUGAGGACGAGGAAAAAUACGAGAAUAACGAAAAGACGGCCGAGGAUUUCAACCAGGAGGAGCAGUUAGAAAACGCGGAGAAUCAAAAGAUCUCUUCCGAGAAAAUGAGCAAUAGUUUGCAUCGGCUUCACGUGGAGUUCGACGAUCUGUCGGUCGUCGAGGAAGAGGAAGAGCUCAAGAGGGAUAAGGAGAGAAAGGACGCGACUCCGUCGGAUGAGGGCCAGAGGAACGAGGCCGCUCGACAUCCACCCCCGCCGACCUCCCUCGGCCCCCGGCAACUUCACGAUAACAUCCCGUUUUAUCCGGCCACGUACGAACCGACGAGUAGUUUUAGCGGAACCAGUUAUUACACCGAGUACCCGUUCGAGUUCCCGAGUACGGUCGAUUUAAUGCUAGCCGCGGAUACGUCCGCCUUAUUGGUUUCGCCCUGCUCAGGAUUACAGUCUGAUCCAUUGAUGCCGCCGAUCGGCCUGAACACCGAUCUGGAUCGAGUGGCCGAUCCGAUGCUACCUCAAAUUCACGUUCCGCCCGUCGGUUGGCAAAAUGACGUGACUUCUCAAAAACAAAUGCCGAUUUAUACGGCUACGAGCGUCGCUCCCAUCGCGCCAUUAACAGGGAUGCAAAUGAUGAGAAAACCGGAUUCGCACCAGGAAUAUCAGAAAAUGGAAAAUUCGAUAUCUCCCGAUGCUUUGUUAAAGAAAAGGAAUGCAAGUACGAAGCAACCCGCAAAAUUCCAAACCAUGUCAGAUAUUCAAGAUUCGCGAACGCAACUUUCAAGUUCCGAAGAAGCGCUCGACAAGAACAUUUGGAACGUCACCGCGAAUUUUUUCCAUAAAAAGCGAGCAAUGACGAACGGAGAAAAAGACGUGCACAAUGCCGAAGAUACUACCAUCGCGUCUAUGAUGCCGGAAAAACCAAAACAUUUUUUCGCGCCGCUAUCUUUCAAGCUGAAAAAACAAGAAGAAGAAUCGCCCACCGCGAGUAUGAGUCAUUUUGGAACCGGAACUAGUUCGAGUAGCGGUAAAACAGCUUCCACAGUCGUCUCCAAAACUAAUCCUUUCGUAACGCAAAAAGGUUCGGCGGAUAUUUACGUGAAUGGCGCGAUACCUUGCGAGGAUGAAAAUAAAAAUGAUUCGAAGACAUUCCUGAGUACCGAUAAUCUGUUGAUCGCGGACAACAGAAGCGCUCCGAGUAGUCAAUUGACGAAAUCGUUAUCAUGUCAAAAUCUUUCUAGCGAAUCUCAGAGUAUGGCGCAAUUAAAAUUGAAUCACAUUGAAUCUCAAAUGUUCACAAAAAGCGACAAUGCUUUAGACAAUAUUUCGAAUUCUUCCAAGCCGUAUAAAAGUCAUCUAAAUGUGACAUUGAAGAUUCCGCGAAUCGAGCGAACACCGAGCCCAGAAACACCGGAGAUUCCCAAUCUGCCCUCGAUAGAUUACCGCCUCUUCAGAAAUCCCUUUCUGAGAAACUUCGAUAAGAUCUGUCCCGGCUAUCAAACAGAACCGAAACCUCCUUCCGCCACAAUGCCGUUCUCUCUUCAAGUAAAUGACGAUGACCUCGCUUAUCAGUACCCUACGCCAGCUUACGGUCGAGGAAUUCACUUCAACGAGAAGCUUCGAACUACGCACUUGCCGGAUCAGAAUCGAUUGCUGAUACCUGGGGAUCAACUGAUGAGCGGCAAGCAGGACAUCCAAGUGACUUCCUUCGAGAAACCAAGUCCUUGCACUUUGAUACCUUCCGCUACUCCGUAUGAUCUGACGACUCUAAGAAGAUUGAACGCGAAUCGAUAUCUUCAAAGUCAGAACUUAUACCAAAACGUUCCGUUUAUACCGCACAGUCCAUUUUACCCGAGGAGAAAUGAAAUGUUGUACUACGAUAACGUCACGAUGAAAGUACCAGCGCAAACGCAAACGUCCCUCGACGGUGACUCGCAUCACGAGGAUGAGGAAACGAUCAGCGCGCCAAAUUCACCGGGCGGACAGAUGCGGAAGAAGAUUGUCAAAAGGGACAAAAUUUCAGUCAAGGAUCAGAGACCGUUAUCGCCGGCGGCACAAAGGAGACUGAAGAAGCAGGGUAGCGCCACGUCGACGGAUACGCUCGAUUCGCCGGGGAAAAUGACGCGGAAGAAACCGAGGCGAUUGAGCACGUCUGACACGCAGGAGGAUAAGAAUGAGAGCAGAUCGUCGUCCUCGGGACAAGACUCGCCGCGCAAAGAUCAGAACCGAAAAAUGUCCGCCUGCAUUAAUUCUAAGAGACGACCGUCUCAAACGUCACUGAAAACAUCGAGGAGCGGUAGCGUGGACGCGUCCAAGGACAAAUAUACGGACGCGCAGAAUUUAGAACGCGAAAGGACGAACUCGGUCAGUAGUCGGGAAAUUGCCAACGUGAAAGCUCGCAAAACUAGUACUAGCAGUGGUAAUGUGCCAUGGUGCGCGUGUUGGGGAAACGGCUGCAUUUAAUCACGGUUAGAUAUUUAAUCCCAUUCAGGGAUAAAACUAGAGAAGCGGAUACACGUGUAAAAUGUGAAACGUUGAUUAAUUUUGAUGUUAAAAGCCAAAUAUAAUCAAUAAUAAUUAGGGCGUUAAUUGCCAUUUAAUCAGUAUCAUUAAUCUUGUGAUCAGUUUCGC
Messenger RNA from Camponotus floridanus (Florida carpenter ant), 3634 nucleotides. RefSeq lists its product as uncharacterized. The transcript has 3 exons. NCBI's taxonomy places the organism in Eukaryota, Metazoa, Arthropoda, Insecta, Hymenoptera, Formicidae. The coding region runs from base 752 to 3466 and encodes 904 amino acids. The record is from RefSeq and is a predicted model, not a curated record.